Messenger RNA from Onychostoma macrolepis, 1682 nucleotides. RefSeq lists its product as uncharacterized. The transcript is spliced from 2 exons. Lineage: Eukaryota; Metazoa; Chordata; Actinopteri; Cypriniformes; Cyprinidae. The record is from RefSeq and is a predicted model, not a curated record. The coding region runs from base 447 to 1124 and encodes 225 amino acids.
UCGCGAGUGACAGCCGCUCCAGAUAGAAUGUCUUUCUUCUGAAAAUGCCUUGAAGUCUCUUGGGAACUUUGAGUUAUUUUUGCUGCUUUUAAAGGCUUCAUGUCUUUAUUCAUCCUGUUGGAGAGCGGAAAAACUGCCCACCUCCAGUUUUCAUUCCCUCAUCCACUCCUGUUUCUUCAUCUUUCUGUUCUCUCAGUUUCAUAAAGCAUUUGUGGUUGGAUGUUUUGCGUUAUUUUCUUGUAUGCAACAUCUGGAGCAUUAAUGGUGCUGUAUCUGUGGAUGCUAAAAGUAAAAGGGUGCUGAGGUAUUAGUGUGGUAGACGAAGGGCAAAAGGUUAAUUCCUUUGUGGUAAUCCUAAAUCCGUAGAGGAUUUAGAGGAGAUCUCAUUCCUUUUGUUUUCUUGGCGGUACAGAUGUGAGUCAGACGUGUGUUAGAAAGGGCUUGCCAUGGUCACCAAAGACAACGCUAACUCUGGCUCUGGCGGAAAGACAACCUGUGUGAAGAAACAAAAGUGUAUGAUGAACAAUUCUCAAAAGGCUGGGGCUCUUUACAGGGACCCGCAGAAGACUAUAUUUGAACCCGAGCUGACCCUAGAGGUCACGGCUGACGAUGCUGGAAGGAAAACCAAUCCUGUCGCAGUGAACGGUGUUAUAGAAACUGCUGCGAAUGAACAGACGUGUAACGUAUGGAGUGUUUCCAAUCUCCGGAAUCUGAAAGAGAUGCAGUAUCUGCACCACGAGGCUGAGGACAGUCUAAUCGAGCCGUCACUGGACAUGGACAAGUCGUCCCUCGUGGGUUUCAUCGACUCCAGUAACCUGGAGAGCUCUGAGGAUGUUCAGACCGUGCCGUGCGUCCAGGUGGACGUUAAAACGGAUGUGGUGCUGAUCGAUGAGGAUGAUGAUGAUAUGUCUCUAAGAGAGAGGACAGUGACAGACGUGUCCACUGCGGACGGGAACGCGGCUGAGCUUGUGUGCGGGCGGCUCCAGUCAAUCUCCUCUGACUCCACCCACUCUUUAUGUGAUAGGCAGAGUCUAGAGCAAGGCUCGACCAUUGAGACGCCUCAAGAGAAACAGGAGCCGCCCAAAAAACACAAACGCGCUUGCUGCCUCUGUGUUAUCAUUUGAUGUUUCUCGGAAAAGGGCCAAGAUUAUACACUUUUCAAGCAUUUAAAAAAAAAAAAUCAUUUUAUAAUGUUAGUCAACAAGGUUUUAUAUUAAGUUUUUCAUGACCAUUUUUAACUCUCUCUCUGAGUUUCUUAAAGCAAAAAAGAGUGAUAAUUAAGUUUGUCAUGACCAUUUGAACUCUUUGUGACCCUUACAAGUUUAUUUUGCUACUGUCCUUUUUAUGGAAGCCGUUUUCACCACGAAAUAAAAAUAAAUAAAAAAGGUAGUUUGCAAGUUUCUUUCUCACAGUUCUGAGUUUAUAUGUGACAAAAAAGUCAGAAUUGUGAGAGAAUUUUUAUUUAUUUUUUAUUCUGUGGUGAAAAAGGGCUUCCAUGCAUUUUAAAGUUAAAAAAAAAAAAAAAAAACACUUCAUAAUGUGACAUUUCCAAGUGACAGAAUCUUUAACGAGGAAAAAAGGUAGGGAAGAACUUGACUGUACCCUAUUCAUUAUGACAACUCUUAUUUCAAAAGAGAAAAAAAACAAAAACAAAACCCGUUUUAUUUCUUCUGUCGGAGUAA